AGUCUGGAAAAACAGUCAAAAGUGCGCUAGAUAAAGAUGAAGUCGAUGGACUUAAAGAAGAAGUGUCGAGGGGGUUCUUGGUGCGUCCAAAAGACUCAGGGUGCUCUGCGCGCGCUGCUUUGUGCGCUUUGAACAUCUGUGGAGCAUGUGGAGUGGGAACAGGUGGGGUCCUUGCGCGUCUCUUACCGUCAGUCUGUGGUGAACAUCGGUCUCUCUUCUGGUCACCACACUUUGAUGGUUGAAGGCUAUGUGGCACUAUGGCUUGGUGUGACCGCGGGGUUCAGACGUUGCUGGCCACAGUGGGUGCUUUUGCUGCCUUCAGUCUCAUGACUAUCGCCAUCGGCACGGACUACUGGCUCUAUUCGCGGGCAUAUAUUUGUAACGGCACCAAUUUAACUACAGAUGAAAGUCAGCCUCAGCCCAAAAGCAAAAAGGGGGACCUGACCCAUUCCGGGCUCUGGAGGAUCUGCUGCAUAGAAGGGAUCAAUCAAGGCAGCUGUUACAGAAUCAACCACUUUCCUGACGACAAUGACUAUGACACAGACAGCUCCGAGUACCUACUGCGUAUUGUGCGUGCCUCCAGCAUGUUUCCCAUCCUGAGCACAGUGCUGCUGAUGCUCGGGGGGCUGUGUGUCGGAGUGGGCCGCCUGUAUAAUAAAACCAACACAGUCCUCCUCAGCGCGGGCAUCUUGUUUGUAGCAGCAGGCCUCAGCAACAUCAUUGGAAUUAUUGUGUAUAUCUCCAGCAAUGCAGGUGACCCCAGUGACAAACGGGACGAUGACAAAAAAUACACCUAUUCCUAUGGCUGGUCCUUCUACUUUGGCGCUCUGUCCUUCAUUGUGGCAGAAACUGUGGCAGUGCUGGCUAUUAACAUUUACAUUGAGAAAAACAAAGAGAUCCGUUGGAAGGCACGGCGAGAGUUCAUUCGGUCUCUCUCCUCCUCCUCUCCUUACUCCAGGAUACCCAGUUUUCGCUACCGCCGGCGGACGUCCCACACAAGUUCUCACUCCACUGAAGCUUCACGUGAAAACUCUCCAGUAGUUGGCCUAAAGAGGGCGCCGUCUUCCAGCGGACCUCUAGAUGAACUGUCUAUGUAUGCAUUAGCACGCGACAGUGUCACCGAAAACACCUACAGCCCAGAACACGAGGCAGCAGCUGAGUUCUUACAGGUCCAUAACUGUUUUCCCAAUGAUUUAAAAGAUGGAGGCAACCGCAGGACAACACCAGUGUGAGCAACUCCAUCUUAGAACAAAACCAAUAUGGCUGACCUGCCUUAGAAUAGUCAUGAAUUGAAAAGGCUUUCUUGAAGAGAAUGCCUUGAAGAACAUUUCAGACAGUGACCUAGACAGAGUCAACUAUGUGUUUUUUCUUUCGUUGCUUAAGACUUUCAAAGUAGAUUCUCCAUUAAGUGUACCAUAGCCAAACCAGUGUUACCUUUCAGCUGUGGCCUUGACCUGUGCAGCUGUUGCCACACACCAUUUCCAAGAGUGGUGUCUUCAGCAGACUUGUAAAUGAUAUAACAUGGUGCUAAGAAAAGUCAACUCCACAUGUCUCUGUAAGUUAAGUCAUGCCUUAUGCUCUCCCUCUGUAGGCCUUUAGGAGAGAGUUUAUCCUCCACCAUUUAUUGGCUUGAACUAAUGCCAGUUUUUGUCCUGUGCGUAUCUUCCAUAUCUUUUAGAAUGUCCUCCACCCAGAUGUAACACUGUGUACAUUAUACAAUUAUAACUAAAGAUCUGAGCCAGACACCAAAUCGUGAACUCCAUGUUUGUCAUUCUAUCCACAUACCUCUCUGGUAUCCACUGUUUUACUUGUACAGUCUUUAGUUCUCUCAGGUAUAGCCUAUGAGAUGAUUACAUAUUAUCUACAAUUGGAGAAAAUGCCAUUAAUGUUUGAGAGGUCCUAUGAAUGAAUGCUUGAUCAAUGUGUCUUUACAGUCUUAGGGCUAUUCAGCUGGUUGUGGAUUUUAGCAAGCUCACAAACCUGAAAUAUAAUAUUUGAUUCUGUUCUGUGUUUUUGGUGUCGUACAAAGAAAGAAGGGACUAAACAAGCCUAUGUAAAAGAAAGCCAUCUGUACAAUUUUCUAGCGUGAAAAAAUCUCAAUGUGUUUGUACUGUAAAGUAGUCACCUCCCUGUAUAUAAAUGUAUGAGAACAUGUUAGAACAUGUACAGGCAAACCUUUUGUAAUCUGGAAUCAUUCUACAGUGAACAUGUACUAAUUAUAUUCUGCUUACAAUGGCUUUCAGCCCCAAACUAUUGUAUUUUGGAUAUUUGUUUUGUAAUGUGAGGUGGCACAGAAGAAAAAAUAACUUAUGAACAUUUUCUACUUUUGUGCAACAGCUGUAUUUUGCUGAAUGUGCUUAUUAUUGUUUUGUGAAAUGGGUGCAUUUUAUUUGUCAGAAGCACAAAUGGAACUAACGGACAGAUAGCUCAGCAAGAAAAACAUUGAACAACAUUUGUUUUUAUCAUGUGCUGCUUAUCCCAUUUGAGCAGGUUAUAGGAUUUUCAUCAGGUUCCUGACAGUCUAUUAGAUAGGAGGCAACCAGUCCAUUCUGCCACACCAAGAGCCAUUUCGAUUCACAAUUCACAGUCUAUUUUGAGGUAGCUGUUUAAUUUGUUUUUAAAGGCAAUUUGGCACUGCUCCUUUUGCAGUUCUUGAACUUCUGUAGCCAUAACCACAGUCUGAAAGUGUCUAUUAUUGACAAGUAUAGAUGCUUGCUUCUAUGCUCAAUGGCAAAUCCAGAUGCAUUUCAAUAUUGGUAACAUAACGUUUGAAAUACUUCAUCAAAUUUAAACAUCAAUCAGUAUUAAUUUAUAGAGCACUUUACAAAACUCAACAUGACCAAAGUACUGUCCAGUAGAAUACAUGCAUGUUAAGCAGUUUGACCACUGGGUCAUCACACCAAACAUGUUAGACCCACAUUAAGUUGUACAGAAACGAAAUGUAACUCACAUUAUGGAGUCUUUUGAACAUUCCCAGUUGCCAAGAGACCUUAAAGAUGAUGUACCAAAAGUGAUCCUUGUACUUGUUUUCAUAUAUUUUAAGUAUCCCAUGUUAGAGACUGAAGAGGAGGCCAAGCUCCUGGCCAAGUGUAACUUCUAAAUAAACACUUUACUCCAGGCAUCUGACAUGUAAUAAUCAAAUCAAUCUAAUCAGUCUUAAAAAGCCAACAGCAGUAUAGCCUAGGAAGUAAGAAGAGAUUUUCUGGCUAUAGUUAUGCCCUCUGUGAUUAAACAGGUUAAUGUGCAGAUGUGUUAACGAGAUGUUUUUGUUCAAGAAAAAUGACCAGAACUAUGUGACUGUUUUCUGUCAUUGAAUAGUAGUGCCUUUGUUACAAACUUCCUGUUUCAUGUCUUGUUACUCUGUCAUUUUUAUUGUAUAUUUAAAAAUAAACUAAAUCAGGGUU
Messenger RNA from Periophthalmus magnuspinnatus, 3404 nucleotides. Its product is annotated as voltage-dependent calcium channel gamma-4 subunit-like. Gene Ontology annotation, cellular component: AMPA glutamate receptor complex; voltage-gated calcium channel complex; postsynaptic density membrane. Gene Ontology annotation, biological process: calcium ion transmembrane transport; neurotransmitter receptor transport, postsynaptic endosome to lysosome; neurotransmitter receptor internalization. The coding region runs from base 258 to 1232 and encodes 324 amino acids. Gene Ontology annotation, molecular function: channel regulator activity; voltage-gated calcium channel activity. Lineage: Eukaryota; Metazoa; Chordata; Actinopteri; Gobiiformes; Gobiidae. The record is from RefSeq and is a predicted model, not a curated record. The transcript has 4 exons.